AUGGCAGAACUCGUCUCUGCCCUGAAACUCAAGGAGAAAUUCAUCGAACGUGCAAUGGGGCCCGAUUUCUCGAGCUCCAUCACUCGUGAUGUUCGGAGUAGCCUCACACUCGAGACGGUUCUUGAGAGUCCCGCGUCCCCAUUCCUUGUACUUUUUCUCCAUGUUGACUUCCUUCUCGUGUUUGACUUGGGUUUUGAGAUGCUUGAUCUGGCUCUCGAGUCGCGUUAUCUCAUUCUCCACCAUUGCCAGCUCACCCAAAAAUUAAACUGUGGGAGGACUUACAUUUUGCGGAAGAAAAUCUGGGAUAGCGAGGGCAGAACCGUCCUUUCGCUGAUGGAGCUGCUCCAGAUACUGUUUGCAAGGGAAUUGAAAGAAGAAGAGUGUGAAGAGGAAGAAGGAGAAGAGGAUGAGAAGGAGCUUUCACAGAAGGGCAUCAACUAUAUAGAUUUCAAGGGUUGGACCAGACAAUACCAAAGUAAUGAUCAACUGAAUGCAUUUUCAAGGGCUGGGUAA
Messenger RNA from Striga asiatica, 513 nucleotides. The record is from the annotation of a GenBank genome assembly. NCBI's taxonomy places the organism in Eukaryota, Viridiplantae, Streptophyta, Magnoliopsida, Lamiales, Orobanchaceae.